Molecule: messenger RNA, 388 nt
Organism: Zophobas morio
Lineage: Eukaryota; Metazoa; Arthropoda; Insecta; Coleoptera; Tenebrionidae
Gene: SIFa
Product: neuropeptide SIFamide
Exons: 2
Coding region: 62-289 (75 amino acids)
Source: RefSeq, a predicted model, not a curated record
CGGAAUUUUCAAAACAACAGUCUCGAGCUCGCAGUGAAAAAGCAAACACUUGAAGACCAACAUGCAUUUCUCUUUUGCCAAACUGUUGACCAUCUGCACCCUGGCCUUAAUUUUGGCUAGCUGGUUGGUUCCAUCCGAGGCCACCUACAGAAAACCACCCUUCAACGGCUCCAUUUUCGGAAAGCGAGGCGCCACUAGUGAGUAUGACAGCACCGGCAAGGCACUAUCUGCUAUGUGCGAAAUCGCCAGCGAAGCCUGCCAAGCUUGGUUUCCAGCACAAGAAAAGUAGGAUUGGACGAUCACUGCAAGAUCAUAGACCUCUUAUUUAUGUAUUCAUUUUAUAACGGCAAAAAUGUAGAAAGAUAGUCUAAUAAAAGCAAGUGGAAUA